Adineta ricciae is the source of this 2631-nucleotide messenger RNA. NCBI's taxonomy places the organism in Eukaryota, Metazoa, Rotifera, Eurotatoria, Adinetida, Adinetidae. The record is from the annotation of a GenBank genome assembly.
AUGGGAAAGGGUAGCCAUAACACACGUAUUGAAAAACAUGAGGAACAACAAAUCGAUGCAUCAUCGCCUCAUCGUUUGCCAACGCUGUCGGAAAUCAAAGUUAAGAUACCAUCGCAUUGUUUUCGUCCGACCGUUCGAGAAUCGAUGACCUAUGUUGUUAAAGAUGUCAUCUAUGUUGCACUGGCAUUCUUGGUUAUGUGGCAAAUUCAAAAGAACUUUCAGUUUGGUUUUUUGCUCUUUCCUCUCUACUGGUACAUUCAAGGCACACUCUAUACAUCACUUUUCGUCCUUGGACAUGAUUGUGGACAUGGAAGUUUCAGUUUCUAUCCCUUAUUAAACGACAUUGUUGGAACUAUCUUACACACUUGGAUCUUAGCGCCGUAUUACACCUGGAAGCUAACACAUAACCAUCAUCAUAAGAAUACAAAUAAUAUUGAUAAGGAUGAAGUUUUUUAUCCACAUCGGGGUGAACCAUAUGAACCAUCGAUUAGUGAUGAUAUUUUCUUCUGGUUUCCCGGUAUUGGUUGGUUCUAUUAUAUAGUCUAUGGCUAUGCACCAAGAACAGUUAGCCAUUUCAAUCCAUUUCAACCCAUCUUCUAUGAUCGACACUUCUUUGGUGUUUGCUCAUCGCUAGCUGCUUAUUUGGGAAUGUGUUAUCUAAUGUAUUUGCAUGCCUGCACCUACGGUUUUGUCACUUUAUUUGUCUAUCAUCUUAUUCCGGUAUGCAUUUUUGCUUCUUAUAUGGUAAUCAUAACAAUGUUACAUCAUACGGAAAUUGAUGUUCCAUGGUAUGCUGAUUCGGAAUGGAACAAUGUCAAAGGUCAACUUUCAACUGUUGAUCGUCACUAUGGCUAUGCGCAUUCAAUCAUUCAUUCAAUUGGUACACAUCAAAUCCAUCAUCUUUUCACCAAAGUACCACACUAUCAUUUAGAAGAAGCAACGGAACAUUUUCGUCGCACAUUUCCUGAACUAGUUCGUUUUCAUGACGAACCCGUUUUAUCUGCGUUUGCUCGUAUGUGCAAGAUCUUUCUCGCACAACGAAGCAUGGCUGAAGACAACAAAAUGACAGAUAAUCAACUAGCUGAAAUCGAAAUAAUCGAUAAGACGAAAUCAAAAUAUGACAAAACCAAAAUCUAUCUCUAUAUUGCUAUGACUCUCUCAUCUUGGGGGGAUCGUAUGUGGCACUUUGCUGUCGGAAUUUAUUUCAUAUCUUUGAAUCCAACAAACCUUCAGGGAGUAGCUGUUAAUGGUGUUGUACUUAACCUAGCAGUGAUUCUAUUUGGUACAGUGAUUGGUGUUUGGAUUGAUCGAAAUCCUCGACUACCAACUCUUCGGAAGAUAUUAGUCAUUCAAAAUCUUUCCGUUGCUCUCAUGGCUGUUCUAGUUGUUAUCGCUCUCUAUGAUCAGUCGAGUAUAUCAGGGGGAUGGAUAAUUCUCAUUCAAGGUCUCCUUAUUGCAAUUGGUAUUAUCGCCACAUUGUCGAGUAUGGCAAGUAAGAUUUCUAUAUCAAGAGAUUGGGUUGUGGCUUUGUAUGGUUCGAAUCGAGACAAUCUCGCGUCAACCAAUGCUACUCUUCGUCGAAUUGAUCUGAUCAGUAACGUUCUAGCACCAGUGGCAACAGGUGCGGUGAUGACGUUCACACAUCGAUGGUUUAGCGCUGUCUUUAUUGCCUGCUGGAAUGUCAUCUCACUUGUUUUCGAAUGGCUUCUAUAUACAAAAGUGUAUAGAUCUGCAGAAGAUCGUCUAUCGACUAAAGAUUCAUUAAAAACUUCCAAUCAAAAAUCAUCAGGAGCAGAAGAAAAUGCCAUAAGAAAAAUGUUCUCAUCGAUACAAGGCUUAGGAACGUACAGUUCUCUUUCAGUAUGUUUACCUGGUCUCUCACUUGCAUUACUCUACAUGACUGUUCUAAGUUUCGAUUCCGUAACGCGAGCAUAUGUAAUCGAAGAAGGUUUAUCUGAAGUUGUCCUCGGCAUAUUGAACGCUGCAGGAUCAAUCAUAGGAGUUAUCGGAACAUUCAUGUAUCCGGUCUUUGUCAAACGUACUGGUCUUGUACGUACAGGUGUCAUCGGUUUUUGGUCUGAGUUUUCCAUGUUAAUUCUCUGUUUAUUAUCUCUCUUCGUUCAUGGAUCAACAUUUAUUCCAUAUCAGAAGUAUUUUCCUGAUGCCUGCUUUUCCGGCCGAAGAGCAGAUUCUUUACACAGUAUCAAUCUGAUUCCGUAUUAUUGCUCGAAACUGAAUUUCUCAGUUCUUUUGCUUAUUGCCGGUAUAACAUUGAAUCGAUUUGGCCUAUGGAUUGCGGAUUUAACAGUCAAUCAAUUACAACAGGAGCGUGUUCCGGAAGAGAUACGUGGUCGUAUAGGUGGCACUCAAAAUUCCUUAAAUCAAUUUUUCGACAUGCUUCGCUAUAUACUCAUUAUUAUCUUACCUGAAAUGUCUCAAUUCAGCUAUCAUAUUUGUUUAUCUGUGUUGUCCGUAUUCACUGCUUCGCUAAUCUAUACAAUCUGGUCGUGUUCGCGAUCUUCGCAACUCGUUCCACCAUCUGCAGAUGUUGAAAUGUGUGAAACGAAUUUGGAAUCGUCCAAAACUAUUUCCAAUGAAAAACUAGACAAUGAUAAUGAUGGUAUUAAUUAA